AACAUUAGCAUAAAAUCAAAGUACGUUAAUAAAAAAAUGAAAGCGUGGAAAGAGUCUGCUAGCUUAAUAUUAGCUGCACGUCAAACACAAAGAUAUAUUCGCCCGUCUUCUACAAAAUUUCAGUAUAAUUACAAUCUACUAUGUCUAAAACGUCAUCGGAAUUCUAAGUUCUGGCCAAAUACAUAUGUAUUUCCUGGAGGAGUAAUAGAUCCAUCCGAUGCUGAUUUAAAAUGGCACAAUAUUUAUUCCGCCUUCGGUUUUAAUGACAGUAGUUUCAAAUCUUUGAGUCCAAAUGCUCCAAACCGUCCUCGAAUUUUCAAAUUUAAACCAAAUGAAUUACCAAGAGAAGUUUCAUUACGAAUUACUGCAAUUCGUGAGACUUUCGAAGAAUCUGGUAUACUUCUUUGCAAACAAUCACGAGAAGAGAUGACUGAUCUUGGUUGGGUCCAACACAUAAAAAUUUCUGAAAGUGAAUUAUAUAAUUGGCAAACAAGGGUGCACAACGAUGCCAGAGAAUUUUAUACAUUGUGCAAAAAUUUUAACUGUUAUCCAGAUAUAUGGUCUCUUUAUGAAUGGAGUAAUUGGUUAACACCAACUUAUUUUAUUGGUCGACGUUAUGAUACUGCUUUUUAUUUAGCUUGUAUUGCAAGUAUGCCUCAAACCAUUUAUGAGAUUACAGAAAUGGAAGAUGUCAAAUGGGACAUGCCCGGGAAUUUUUUAUUUUCAUCGCCUGAUGCUCUAUUUCCCCCUCCUCAACAGUACGAAAUUGCAAGAAUAGCAAAGUUCGAAAGCAUACAUAAUUUACUAGAUUUCGCAGUCGAUCGUGGUAAAAUGGGCGUGCUCUUAAAUUUACCAAUACAGGUAGAAUUACAAGAUGGAAAAGUACACGUUUUACCAGGUGAUUCGAUGUAUCCAAAUAAAGUCAAUUUACUUGACAAACAAAUUAUUGAUAGAACCGAUAUCACUAUCUCUGAAUUUCGAGACAUAUCUCCCAUAAAAAAUAGAAUGGAAUUUUUCAAUCUGCAAGUGAAAGAGCUUUAUGUUCAAAAUUUUGAUAGCGCCGAUGGCCAUUUAGCUCCCCUUCAAUUAAAAAAUGUUUCUAUUGCAGUGGCACGUAAGAAUUCUAAACUAUAAUACAUGUAUUUAAUGAUGUACAGUCCUCUUUUAAUAUACAUUCUUACUGCAUGCUAGACUGUAACUAAGAAUCACAUUUUUCUAUAUCAAAAUACUGACGAUUGUAUAUUAAUUUUUAAUAAAUAUAUAUUGAUAUUUUUCAUAAU
Messenger RNA from Bombus pascuorum, 1280 nucleotides. Its product is annotated as acyl-coenzyme A diphosphatase NUDT19-like. Gene Ontology annotation, molecular function: hydrolase activity, acting on acid anhydrides, in phosphorus-containing anhydrides. Lineage: Eukaryota; Metazoa; Arthropoda; Insecta; Hymenoptera; Apidae. The coding region runs from base 37 to 1134 and encodes 365 amino acids. The transcript is spliced from 5 exons. Gene Ontology annotation, cellular component: mitochondrion. The record is from RefSeq and is a predicted model, not a curated record.